AAAAAAAUGUAAUAAAUUACAAAGACAGCGGAAAGCGCAAAAACAAUACAACUCAAAAUCAAGUCUCCUGCCGAGUCAAAUCCAGCUUGGUUCAUCUUCGGCAGCUGGCUCAAAUGGAGGCUCUCCUUUCCCAAGAGCACUUGGGAGUCAUUCGUUCCUUCGUCGCGCGCCGACUGGAUGAGGCACUUGACUUUGGGGUCAGCGUCUCAGCUCUUGACUGGCGCUCUGGCGUCCCUUCACCGCCUCCUUUGCAUUGAAGCCCCCUUUUCCGGUUGCCUUGCAGAGACCCCCCACUUGGCCCAAGACCUGGAGGAUCGCAACGUGGCGGUGGGCGACACGGUGGCCCUGCAGUGCAAGGCGCUGGGCAGUCCGGCGCCCCGCAUCACGUGGCUCCACGACGACCGGCCCCUGCGCCCGUCCGACCGCCAUCACUUCACCCCCGGCAACCAGCUGCUGGUCAUCGGCGCCGCCACGCUGGAGGACGCCGGCCGCUACACCUGCCUCAUGUCCAACACGCUGGGCACGGAGCGCGCUCACAGCCAGCUGCUGGUCACUCGGCGCCGCGGGCCCUGCGCCCCGCCGGCCGGCGUGAGCACGGUCACCGUCGGGAUCGUCGUCAUCGCCGUGGUGACGAGUAUCGUGCUCACCUCCCUGGUGUGGGUGUGCAUCAUCUACCAGACGAGGAAAAAGAGCGAGGAUUGCAGCGUCACCAACACCGACGAGACCAUCGUCCCUCCCGACGUGCCGAGCUACCUCUCCUCUCAGGGAACCUUGUCAGAGCGCCAGGACGGAUGUAUCCGCGUCGAGGCCGCCAACGGACCUCAGCCCAAUGGACACGCCGUCGACUCGACAGGUAGCUGGCCGCCAUCUUUGAUUGUGGGCUGCGCGACUGGCCACUCACGAGCCGAUUCUUUUGACAUUGCGUUCUACGAUAUUUGGCAGAAAAGCAAUCUGAUAACUGAGUCAUGA
Molecule: messenger RNA, 969 nt
Organism: Hippocampus comes (tiger tail seahorse)
Lineage: Eukaryota; Metazoa; Chordata; Actinopteri; Syngnathiformes; Syngnathidae
Product: leucine-rich repeats and immunoglobulin-like domains protein 1
Exons: 2
Coding region: 178-969 (263 amino acids)
Molecular function (GO): protein kinase activity
Source: RefSeq, a predicted model, not a curated record